Adineta steineri is the source of this 1353-nucleotide messenger RNA. Lineage: Eukaryota; Metazoa; Rotifera; Eurotatoria; Adinetida; Adinetidae. The record is from the annotation of a GenBank genome assembly.
AUGGCUAGUCCACGUACCCGGUCGGUUUUAAAAGAUCUUAAAUUAAAAGAUGAUAAUAAUGUUUGUUUUGAAUGUGGAGCAUUAAAUCCUCAAUGGGUUUCAGUUUCCUAUGGUAUUUUUAUAUGUCUUGAAUGUUCGGGUAAACAUCGUGGAUUAGGUGUUCAUUUAUCGUUUGUACGUUCAGUAACAAUGGAUAAAUGGAAAGAUCUUGAACUUGAAAAAAUGAAAGCUGGUGGAAAUCGUAAAGCGAAAGAUUUUCUUUCAAGUCAACCGGAUUAUAAUGCAAAUACAAUGAGUUUGCAACAACGAUAUAAUUCUCGUGCUGCUGCUCUCUAUCGAGAUAAAAUUACGACAGAAGCACAGGGUAAAACAUGGUCAAUAAAUUCGUCACCAGCCCAAAAUCAUAGUUCUUCUUAUGUAUCAUCUUCAUCAUCAAGUUUGACUGAAAAACCAUCAAGACCAACACCAACAGAACGACCACAAUAUAGAGCAUCUGAACAGCGAAGUGAAGAUUAUAGUGGUGGUGGUGGUGGUUAUCAAAAUAGUGGAUCUAAUGAUCAACAAUAUGCAUCCGGUCUUGGUAGUGGUAAUCCAAAAUAUUGGGGUUUUGGCAAUACAAAUUAUGAUGCAUCAUCGGAACGACAAGCAUCAAAUCCAGAUUUAGUUGGAGCAUCACUUUCAAAUGCUGCUAAAUGGGCCGGUGUUGCUAAAGAUUCAGUUUUUAGUUUAUCCAAAACAGCAGCUAACAAAGCAACUGAAUUAACAUCAAAAGUAACUGAACAAGCUAAAGAUGGUUCAUUACUAACUAAUGUUUCAUCGGGUGUAACGACUAUUGCAUCAUCCAUGGGUAAACUCGGUACAAAAACAUGGUCCGAUAUGCAAUCGUUAUGGUCAGGAGCAGAUUAUCAUACCGGUAACCGAGAAGAUCAACGAUUACAUAAUAAUAAUAAUUAUACGGAUUCAAAUGAUUGGUCUUCUUCAUAUCAACAACAAUCACCAUCGACAAACUUUAAUGACAAUUCUAGUUAUCAUAAUACGUUUAAUAGUUUACCAACUUCAAAUUCUUAUCAUCAACAACAACAGUCUAAAUCAAAUAAUGAUGUUUCAAAUCGAGGACGUGAUGAUAGUUUUGAAUCAUGGUUAAAUGAUGAACCAAGUUCAAAACCAGCGGCUAGUGCAACACGAUCAACAUCUUCGAAGAAAACAGGAAAUACAAGUUCAUCAAAAUCUAAAUCGGAACCUAAACCUAAACCAGAACCAAAACCAGCGCCAGCACCGAAUCUAAUCAAUUUCGACGAUGAAAAAUGGGCUCUUGAUGAUGAUGCUGGAUGGGAAUCGAUCGAUACCAAAUAG